GUCGAAAAACCGUAGCAUAGGGUGAAAUCAGCGGCAAUAGCUGGCUGAAUCGUGGAGUGUCACAAAUAAUUCAAUAUGACAAUUUUCCGAGUAAGCAAUGUCUUCCGACUGGAUCGAAAUAUUCUACUGCAUAAAACAGCAUAUUCCUUGGCAUCAGCAGCUCCAUCCAGAAAUUAUGCAACAACAGGUAACAAUUCAGCCCGCAAGAAUAUCGUCUACGUGGAUGGGGUUCGCACUCCAUUCUUGAUGUCCGGCACAGAUUACACUAAACUCAUGCCUCAUGAAUUAGCCACACAGGCUCUGAUGUCCCUCCAGAGAAAAACAAAAAUUCCCAAAGAGGUGAUAGACUACAUCGUGUAUGGGACUGUCAUCCAGGAGGUAAAAACAGCGAAUGUAGCUCGUGAGGCAGCCAUGGGAGCUGGAUACAGUAACAAGACACCAGCUCACACUGUCACAAUGGCCUGCAUCAGCAGUAAUGUAGCGAUGACAACAGGAAUAGGACUGAUUGAAUCUGGAGUUUAUGACGUGGUUGUAGCUGGUGGAGUGGAGUUCAUGUCAGACGUGCCCAUUCGACACAGCAGAUCCCUGAGGAGUAUCAUGCUGAAAGCCUCUAAGAGCAAAUCUCUGGGACAGACACUCUCUCUUCUGGCGUCCAUCAGGCCCAACCACUUUGUCCCCGAUCUCCCAUCGGUGGCUGAGUUCUCUUCAGGGGAGACAAUGGGCCACAGUGGAGAUCGUUUGGCUUCAGCAUUCGGAAUAUCCCGAGCAGAACAAGACGAAUACGCCAUGAGAUCUCACAAACUCGCCCAGAAAGCUCAGCAAGAGGGAAAUCUGAGUGAUCUGGUGCCAUUUAAGGUGCCAAAUGUGACGAAGAUAGUGGACAGAGAUAAUGGGAUCAGAGUUUCCAGUCCAGAAAAUCUAGCUAAAUUGAAACCAGCUUUUGUGAAGCCUUAUGGCUCCAUUACAGCUGCCAAUGCGUCUUACUUGACAGAUGGGGCCUCAGCUGGACUCAUCAUGACCGAAGAGAAAGCAAAACAAUUGGGACUCACCCCAAAAGCUUACCUGAGAAAAUUUACGUACGUUUCACAGGAUCCGGUUGAUCAGCUGCUGCUGGGGCCAGCUUAUGCUAUUCCUAAGGUUUUGGAACUGUCGAAAUUAUCUCUCAACGAUAUUGGUGUGUGGGAGAUCCACGAGGCCUUUGCAGCUCAGAUUUUGGCAAACCUGAAAGCCCUGGACUCUGACUGGUUCUGCCAAACAUAUCUGAAGAGGAGUAGCAAAUUUGGAAUUCCAGAUUUGAAGAAAUGGAAUGCGUGGGGGGGUUCUCUGUCCAUUGGACAUCCAUUUGCUGCCACGGGGAUUCGUCUCGCUACGCAUACAGCGAAUCGAAUGAUCAAAGAGGACCAGCAGUUUGGAAUUAUUGCUGCUUGUGCUGCUGGUGGACAGGGCGUUGGUAUGAUAAUGGAGAGACAUCCCGACGCAAAAUUGUAGAUGUGAAAAGUUUAUAUUUUUAUAAAAAGCCAUCAAGGACUCGCGAGGAACCAAUCGUUCCAUAAUUCCUAGAGCGAUAGAUUUAUUUUUCGAGUAAUUAUUCACAGAAAGUGUUUUUAUAACGAAUUUAUUUGAUAAGAAUUAAAGAAUAUCUAAAUUGAA
Molecule: messenger RNA, 1650 nt
Organism: Fopius arisanus
Lineage: Eukaryota; Metazoa; Arthropoda; Insecta; Hymenoptera; Braconidae
Gene: Mtpbeta
Product: mitochondrial trifunctional protein beta subunit
Exons: 6
Coding region: 76-1488 (470 amino acids)
Biological process (GO): fatty acid beta-oxidation
Cellular component (GO): mitochondrion
Molecular function (GO): acyltransferase activity, transferring groups other than amino-acyl groups
Source: RefSeq, a predicted model, not a curated record